GGGGCGUCCGCGACGCACUGGCACCGAGACUGGCAGUGCCCGCGGGACUGACACUCCGGCUUCCGGGGCUCUAUCCCAUCCCAUCUCGGCGGACGACAAACGAAGACGCCGCUUCUCGCGGUUCGGGCCGGCUUUCGCUCGCGCUAGCUCUCCGGUGCCGCCUUACCAAGGAUUCGCCCUUAGUUCGCGUCCUUCCUUCCCGUCCCGUCCCGUCUCCCCGGCGGCCAUGGCUGUCGGGCGGCCGACGGCCUCGGCGGUCGCGACGCUGGUGGUGUGCCUGACGCUUGGCGGAAGCGCCUUCAACCUGGACGCCGAGCGGCCGUCCGUGUACGACGGCCCCCCGGGCAGUUACUUCGGCUUCUCGGUGGACUUUUUUAAAGCCCCCGACAGCCAGCGGUCGGACGUCCUGAUCGGGGCGCCGCGGGCCAACGCCUCGGGCGACGUCGCGGAACGAGGCGCCGUCUACGGCUGCCCCUGGGCCGGCGGCUGCCGCCAGAUCCUCUUCGACUCAUCGGGUGAGAGGAAGAACGCGGACGGUGCUCAGAUGGAGUUCAAAUCCAAGCAGUGGUUGGGCGCCUCCGUGCGCUCGGACGGCGAGCACAUCCUGGCGUGCGCGCCGCUCUACCAGUGGUCCACCUUCGGCGUGUCGGAGCGCGAGCCGGUGGGGACGUGCUUCCUGAAGAAAGACGGCACGGUGGUGGAGUACUCGCCCUGUCGAUCCAGCGCCGGCUCUCCGGAGGGGCAGGGCUUCUGCCAGGCCGGCUUCAGCGCCGACUUUCUCAAGUCGGACAAGCGAGUGGUGGUGGGAGGACCCGGAAGCUUCUACUGGCAAGGUCAGCUGAUAUCGGACGACGUGUCGGAAAUCCUGGCCCGCUCGGACGGCAGUUUCAUCAGCCCCUACGGAAACACCUUGGCCACCAAGACGGCCGGCGCGCAGUACGACGACAGUUACCUGGGCUAUUCCGUGACCGUCGGAGACUUCAACGGCGACGGGAAAGAAGAUUACGUGACGGGCGUUCCCCGGGGCGACAAGGCGCUAGGUUACGUGAACAUUUUCAACGGACACAAUAUGGAGUCCAUGGUCAACUUCACGGGUAGUCAGAUGGCGGCCUACUUCGGCCACUCGGUCGCCGCCAGCGACGUCAACCGAGACGGUUUGAUAGACCUGCUGGUGGGCGCGCCUCUCUUUAUGGACCGAGGUUCCGACGGAAAGCUCCGGGAGGUCGGACAGGUGAGCGUCUUUUUGGGCAGAGGAGGCUUCUCCUUCGGGCCGGCGCAGACGCUGACGGGCUCCCAAGUGUACGCCCGAUACGGCUCGUCCGUGGCCGCGCUGGGAGAUCUGGACAUGGACGGCUACAACGACGUGGCCAUCUCGGCCCCUUAUGGCGGUCCGCGGCACUUGGGCCGGGUGUACAUCCACAACGGCGGCCCGCAGGGACCCUCGCCGGCGCCCUCGCAGGUCCUCGAGGGCAAGUGGGCCUCCAGCUACAUGCCGGCUAGUUUUGGCUACUCCAUGGCGGGAAACACCGACAUCGACCGCAACGGCUAUCCAGAUUUACUCGUGGGAGCGUUUGGAGCGGACAGGGCUGUUUUGUACAGAGCGCGUCCCGUCAUCGGCGUCAACGCCACGCUGGACGUCGCCCCGCAAAUCGUCAACCCGGAGGAGAAGAGCUGCACCCUUCCCGGCUCCGGCGCGUCCGUGUCCUGCUUCAAGGUCAAGUACUGCCUGAAAGCCGGCGGCCGAGGAGCGCCAGCCUCUCUCACGUUCCGCGUGGACGUUCUGUUGGACCGUCUGAAGCAGAAGGAGGCGGCCAAGCGGGUUCUCUUCCUACACGGGCGAAGCGUCAGCUACGCCAAGAACGUCACGCUGGUCAACGGUGGAGACCCGGCGUGCGAGGAGCAGCAGGUCUUCCUCAGGGACGAUCGCGAUUUCCGAGACAAGAUCACGCCCAUCUCGGUGGUUCUGGAAUACGCUUUGGACUAUCGGCGCGCCGGAGACGCGAACGGACUGCUGCCCGUCCUGGACGCGGCGGCGCCUCCCAACGUCACCCGCCAGGCUCACAUCUUGCUGGACUGCGGCAAAGACAACGUGUGCAAACCCGACCUGCGGCUGUCGGUGGAAAGCGACCGCGCGGAGAUGGCGGUGGGCGACGACAACGCCGUGACGCUGACGGUGAACGCCGAGAACCGCGGCGAGGGCGCCUACGAGGCCGAGCUUCACGUCUUCCCUCCGCCGCGGGCCGACUUUACCGGCGUGGUGCGCGGCCAGGUAACGGCGAGGCCGAGCGAAGCGGGACGCCGGGCGGGAGCGGUACCGUCUGACGCGCCCGCCGCUCGUGUCCAGGCGCUGAGCCGGCUGUCGUGCGCCUACAAGAAGGAGAACCGUACCAAGAUGGUGGUGUGCGACCUGGGGAACCCUAUGAAGGGGGGAACCAAGGUGCGGGCCGAGUUGCGCUUCAGCGUCCACCAGCUGUCGGAGGACGACGCCGACGUGCGCUUCGACCUGCAGAUGGUCAGUUCUAACCAGUUCAACAACACCAGCGCCAGAGUGUCCAGUAUCACCAAACUGAUCGUGGUCGCACAAGUUUCCAUACGAGGCACGUCGUCUCCCGGUCAGGUGUUGCUUCCCGUGGCCAACUGGAAGUCCAGAGUUCCUCCGCUCACCGGAGACGACGUGGGACCGCAAAUCGUGCACGUCUACGAGUUGCUGAACGCGGGUCCCAGCACGCUGAGCCGCACGUCGCUGGAGGUGGAGUGGCCGUACGGCUACGCCGACGCCUCCCUCCUCUACGUCACGCACUUUGACACGGAGGGCCCCGUCAACUGCUCGGCGGACGUCGCCCUCAACCGGCUCAACGUCACGUUUGAGAGUCCCCCGGCGGCGCUGAAAAACGUCAGCGGCGAGCGACAGACGGAAGGACGCAAGCGCGUGCGCAAGAGGGACCUGGAGGGCGCCGGAGGCGACGACAACGACCCGGUCACCGUGGAAUGCGGCUCGGCGGCCGCGGCGUGCCUCAAACUCCGCUGUCAGGUGGGACGCUUAGAGAGGAAAAAGAACGCCAUCGUCUUCGUCUACUCCCGGCUGCACGUGGACAACUUCCUCAAAGCCGAGACGGAGAAUCGCUCCUACUCCUUUGUAUCCAGCGCCUCCUUCAACGUCAUCCAGAUGCCUUACAAGAAGCUUCCGGCCACGUUGCCGUCUAACAGCACCACGGUCGGCGUGCGGGUGCUGUGGGUGGCGGACGCGGCGCCGCCCGUUCCCGGCUGGGUGGUGGCGCUGGCCGUGCUGGCCGGACUCCUGCUGCUGGCGCUGCUCAUAUUCGUCAUGUACAAGUUGGGCUUCUUCAAGCGAGUGCGCCCGCCGCAAGACGACUGUCUGGAGAAGGAGCAGCUGCAGCCCGAGGACAACGCCAACGCCGACACCUAGCGGGGCCGAGCCGGCUUCCCGCCCUUCUCCUCUCUUCGCUAACAUCUUAAUUCCCGGCCGGAGGACGGGGAGCUCGGCUCGCCCGGCUAACGACUUUGAGGCGAGACGCCGCUCGGAAGCGGCGAAAAACGGACGAGUCCCGCUUGAGCGUUUUUGUUUUUCUUUCCCUUUGACUCGUCUUUUAAAUCGGAUAAUAAAUAUUUGGUUUUGUUUUUCCA
Molecule: messenger RNA, 3645 nt
Organism: Corythoichthys intestinalis (scribbled pipefish)
Lineage: Eukaryota; Metazoa; Chordata; Actinopteri; Syngnathiformes; Syngnathidae
Gene: itgav
Product: integrin, alpha V
Exons: 31
Coding region: 227-3427 (1066 amino acids)
Biological process (GO): cell-cell adhesion; integrin-mediated signaling pathway; cell adhesion mediated by integrin
Cellular component (GO): integrin complex; external side of plasma membrane
Molecular function (GO): integrin binding
Source: RefSeq, a predicted model, not a curated record